Lucilia cuprina (Australian sheep blowfly) is the source of this 2770-nucleotide messenger RNA. Its product is annotated as arrestin domain-containing protein 3-like. Gene Ontology annotation, cellular component: cytoplasm. The record is from RefSeq and is a predicted model, not a curated record. Lineage: Eukaryota; Metazoa; Arthropoda; Insecta; Diptera; Calliphoridae. The coding region runs from base 566 to 1843 and encodes 425 amino acids. The transcript has 5 exons. Gene Ontology annotation, biological process: protein transport.
CAAAUACAUCACUUUUAUCACCGCACUAUCUGUUGCCAUUUUUCGAAAGGCCUAUAAAAAAAAAAAUUGAAUUUAAUGUCUUUAUUGUAAUAAUUGGCAGGCGUUAAGGGAAAUAUAUAUUUUGUUAAAAAAAAUGACGACGUAUACGUACCAAUGAACUUUAACUGCAACGAGUGCCAAAAACCAUUUAAAAAAUCCUCCCAAAAACAGACAUAGUACAACAAAUGGACACACUGUGUGGCAAGUGAUGUCAUAGCUAUGGUAGGAAAGAAAAACAAAAAAAUAAUAAAAACAAGCAUUCGAAGCACAUGGUAUAUCCUAGCCAUGAUGCCAAAAUAAAAACUUGUUAUGAAUUGUAUAUUCAGUAUAAAAUAAAACUUGCAGGAUACUAGAUGCAACCAGCAGAGCUCCAGUAAAAGUAAAUGAAAAGCAUUUAGUUGAACAACUAAAUUCUAUACUAAACAAAAGUUUGUGUAUAAAAACUGAAAGUUUUGUUUUAAUAAAAAAAUAAACUUAACUAUAAUAUAGAAUAACUAAUAAUUAUAAAGAAAAUAAAGUUUGCAAAAUGCCUUCAACUUGUAAAUUUAUAUUAAAUAAACCAAAUGCUGUAUAUUAUAGUGGUGAAUCUAUAAGUGGUCAGGCCAUUGUUAAUAUAACUUUUGUGCAAGAUGUAAGAAAUGUGCGUAUUUUUGUAUUGGGUGAGGCCAAAAUCAAAUGGUGCGAGCAUGCUGGUCGUCAUACUACAUAUUAUAAAUCGCAUGAAACUUAUAUUGACAAUGGUACUAAUUUGCGUAUUGAGAAUGUUCUACAGCCGGGCACAUACACCUAUACAUUCGAUAUUGCAUUGCCACCGCUGUGUCCCACUUCCUGUGAAUGCAAAUAUGGUUAUAUACGCUAUGUAUUGUCGUUGAAAUUGAAAGGUCCCUUUGGUCUUGAUAAUUUUGUAUUUAAAAAACCAUUAACAGUUUUGCAAAAAGUUGAUUUAAAUUUACAUCGUGAUUAUAAGUUAAACAUUUCCGUCGAUGACUCCUACACACCCUAUACAAGUGGUAAAAUCUUCUACAACCUACAAAUUCCAUUCAGUGCAUAUGCACCUGGUCAAACGGUGAAAUAUACAUUCCACAUAAAUAAUCAAUCGAAAACUGAUGUCGAUGGCUAUACCUUAGAGUUUUCACAAAAAUUUUUAUGCAUUGCUAAAUCAACGGAUUUGCUAUUGCCUAAGAAAAAAGAAUUCACCGAUGAAAAUAUUAUUCUACGCAUAACAUUCAUUGAACCGUGCAAACGUUUGUCCAGUCGCCUGUGGAAGGGACAAUUUAUUAUACCUUCUGUGCCACCAAGUGAAGUUAAUUGUAAUUUUAUACGUGUUGAAUAUUUAAUGAAGAUUAUAGCUCAUGUUAGUGGUCAUAAAGAUUUCCCUAUAAGUAUACCAAUAGUUAUUGGUACUAUACCAUUGCAAGAGAGUUUGGUGCGACAAAGACCAGCAACUUUGGCUCAGGAUCGUGUUAUGGCUUUAAAGUCGAAUGCCAGUAGUACAACAGAUCUAGCAACAGCUUCAUCGCCAACAGCCUCAACAACAUCAACACCAACCGGAAGUAGUGAUAUUGUUAAACGUCCUCGUUCACCUAGUAGAACUUUAAAACCACAAAGUGGUAUGACACCGUCCCCUUCGGAAUUAUCAAUAGCUUCCUUUGAUAGCUUAUUAGAGUUUUAUGAUAAUGAUCAACCUUCAUUUGAAGAGGGUGUACGCAGUGGUUCACCAUUUAUUGAUAAUGAUGCCGAUGAAAAUCAUCGUAUUGAUGAUUUUAGACCCUUAUAUCCCAUUUAUAAGCAAACUAUAGUUUAGACUAAAUUACACUGUAAGGAAAGUUAAAUUCACAGUUGCAAUAUUAUGAUGAUAUGGGUUUCCUUAGCUAUUCUAGUAGAUUUGUAUAUCUAGUUACUAUACUAGUGGUUAGUUUUUUACUGAAUGCUGUGUUGCCAACUUAGUGCUGUGAAUUAAAUUAAACUGUGCCAUUUUCUGCUCAAAUCGCUUUCACUUUAUAACAAUUAAGAACACCAAACGACAAAGUUUACAAAUAAUUUUAAGGUCUUAAAGUCAAAUAAACGAGAAAGAUAAUGAUUAGGUUCCAAAUCUAAAUAUACGAGAGAAAUAAUUAUGUUAAUUAAAAGUUUAAAACUUGUGGUUCUUAGAAUAGAUUAAUCGAUUUUAAUUUAAUUAUCUUAUUAAGUGAAAAUUAAACUAGAAUUCUAAAUCAAUAGUCAGACAUGAUAUGAUGAUUCUAAAUCAAUAGUUAAAUAUUAUAUAAAAUUUUGUAUUUAUCAAUUUAUAUCCAACACCUUUACUGUUUUAUGGAAUUUUAUCUAAAAACCCAAAUAUACAUUUUUGAUUUUUAACCAUAAAUUUUAUAUAAAACCACAAAAGGAUUUUUAUCAUUGAUCCAGUGUACAGCGAAAGGUGUUGGGUAUUAUAUGUUCGGUCACCUCCGACUAAACUUUAAUUAAGCACUGUUGUUUAUAUCUCAAUGUUUUCUCAAAUUUCCCUCUAAAUAAUUAGUAAUUUUUUUUCAAAAUCUCUGUGUAAUACUUUCUCAGCCUUAAACUUACUAUAUGAUAUAUGUAUGCUUUAAUAAAAAUAAUAAAAUUAUAAACUUUUUAAAAGAAUGUAUAAAAUUUACAUAUAAUUAAAAGUCGCAGUAUCAAGCCAACUUUAAAACAAAUUCAGCCAUGUCUAAUCUUCUGUAUCCACAACCAAAUUUUGUUUCGUAAAAUU